CGUUGGAUUUGGUAGAGAGGCACCCACAAACAGCUCAUAUACAUGGUGAACAUGGGGAGACAGUAUUGCACCACUUGGCACGAUUACAUGUACCGAGACUUACUGUCGAUUUGAGCUUGAGUAAGACUUUGCGGGAAAUCAACGAUCUACUUAUAUAAUGAAGUGAAAAGAAAGGUGAUAAAUUCAGUGUUGGGGAAGAAGAAUGAGCCGAUGAGCUUUAGGGAUCGGCUAAAUGACAGGGAGCAACAGAGAAGGAAUAAGAUGUGCUGGACUGAUCGGACUAAGAAGGCCAAAUGGAAAGUCAAUUUUAGAGGUGAAGAGAUUCUCGAUUCAGCUUUUGAACUAGUUGAAUGCCUUUGGAAAGAAGUUAUGCGUUUGGAUGACUCCCAGAUUUUGAAAAUUAUUAGAAAACCUUGGUCACUAAUAUUCGAGGCUGCAAAACAAGGAAACCUUCGGUUUCUAAACAUAAUUUUCCACGAAUAUCCUGAUCUGAUGUUUGAAGUUGACAAAAAUAAUUACACCAUAUUUCAUUAUGCUGUUAUGUAUCGUCACUAUAACAUUUUCAAAAUUAUUUACACCAUAGGUCCGUUGAAAAAUUUGGUAGUUAAGAAAACAGAUAAGAAAGGGAACAACAUCUUGCAUUUGGCUGCAAAGUUGCCAGAGCAAGAUACACCCGGUGCUGAAUCAACUGCAACACUUUUUAAAAUGUCUAUCGAGAUGCGGUGGUUCGAGAGAGUGAAGAGAAUUUUGCAUCCAGUGGAUGCUGAAGCUAAAAAUAAAAAAGGGGAAACUGCUAAAGCAAUAUUCACUAAACAACACAGAAAGUUAAGAAAGGAAGCUGAGAAAUGGACCAAGGACAUUGCAAAUGCAAACAUCAUGGGGGCAAUACUUAUUGCCACCGUGGUUUUCGCUGCAGCUUUCACAAUACCAGGUGGCUCUAAUGGAGAAACAGGGACUCCACAUUUUGUUCGAAGAGCUUCCUUCAUAGUAUUUGCAAUAUCAGAUACUAUAGCAUUACUAUUGUCUUGUUUCUCCAUACUAAUGCUCAUAACCGUUAUCUCUUCCCGAUGUGAAGAAAUAGAUUUCCUUUGGCGGGUGCCUUUUGAUUUGGCUUGGGCAUUAACCUUACUUCUUUUCUCAGUAGAAGCAAUGGUGGUAGCAUUUUGUGCAACUAUGUUUAUUGUCUUCAAAGAUGGGAUAUUUUGGAUUCCUAUUCUUGUGACGGUAAUGGCUUCUUUCACUAUCUACAAGUUCUUCGACAAAAUUUGGACUCGCUUUGGAGAUGUAAUGCAUAUUACUCAUAUACCUGGUGAGAGUUUUUUAAAAGAAGAGAAACAACUCACAAUAUCACAAAAAAUCAUAGCAGCAUUUUUUAAAAUAUGA
Pistacia vera is the source of this 1383-nucleotide messenger RNA. RefSeq names its product ankyrin repeat-containing protein NPR4-like. NCBI's taxonomy places the organism in Eukaryota, Viridiplantae, Streptophyta, Magnoliopsida, Sapindales, Anacardiaceae. The coding region runs from base 211 to 1383 and encodes 390 amino acids. The transcript is spliced from 4 exons. The record is from RefSeq and is a predicted model, not a curated record.